Molecule: messenger RNA, 1077 nt
Organism: Cynara cardunculus var. scolymus (artichoke)
Lineage: Eukaryota; Viridiplantae; Streptophyta; Magnoliopsida; Asterales; Asteraceae
Product: translocon-associated protein subunit alpha-like
Exons: 8
Coding region: 98-892 (264 amino acids)
Cellular component (GO): endoplasmic reticulum membrane; endoplasmic reticulum
Source: RefSeq, a predicted model, not a curated record
AAAUUUCGCACCUAUAAAAGCCAUGCGAGCUCGAUAGUAUCGCUCUUGAAUCUCUGUUACUCCGAUUGUUGAAUUCUGUAUCUUUCCUUAUUCGAUCAUGGCGAACAUUAGGGUUUUCUUCAUCCUCGCUCUUCUUCUUCUCUCCUCUUCUUUCUUCCUUCAAGUUGCUAGGUCUCAGUCUGAUUCAGACGCGGAUGCUGAUGCUGAUGCUGAGCUUGUCACUGAAACUGUUCAGGAAGGAGGAGAUAUUGGGAUUGUAGGUGAUGACAUCCAGGACUUUGGUGGUGGGAAUUUUAGUCCAGCUCCUGGUGUCAAAACAGUGUGUGUUUUCCCCAAGAAUCCUGUGAAAGUUGUAGUAGCAGGGCAAGAGACUGAACUUUUGAUUGGACUGAAAAAUGAGGGGGAGCAGAGUGUGAAGGUCCUUGCAGUUUAUGCUAGCGUCCAUCUUCCUUUUGAUCAUCAGAUGUUGGUCCAAAAUCUCUCUACACAGGCUUUCAACAAUGCAUCAGUUCCUGGUUCAGUUCAAGCUACUUAUCCCUAUAUAUUCGCCGUCAGCAAGUUUUUACAGCCUGGAACAUUUGAUCUAGUUGGAACAAUAGUGUAUGAGAUAGACAAUCUACCAUACCAGAAUACAUUCUACAAUGGCACCAUUGAAGUUACUGAAGCUGGUGGCCUUAUUAGCGUUGAGACAGUGUUCCUGGUUUCCCUUGGUCUUGCUCUUCUUGUCCUCCUUGGCUUGUGGGUUCGUGGUCAGCUACAAAACCUUUCCAAGAAAACCAAGAGGGUGAAGGUGGAAGUUGGAACUCGGACGGUUGAUGCAUCUAUGGAUGAGUGGCUGCAGGGAACUGCUUAUACUCUAUCGCAGUCUAACAAAUCGAAAAAGAAGAAGUAGAGGAGUGUUGCAGGAAUAGAUUUUUGUAACUCUUGUACUCUACUGUAGAAUGAGCAGGAACUUCCGUUUUCCCGGAGGUUUUGAUGAGUUUUAGCAGCUUUUUUUUUUUUUUUUUUGCUAGCAGUUUUCCGACAUUUGAUUUAUUUUUCGAGUGCUUUAUAUAAUUGCAGUUUUCUUCUUGGCAU